Molecule: messenger RNA, 2494 nt
Organism: Stegostoma tigrinum
Lineage: Eukaryota; Metazoa; Chordata; Chondrichthyes; Orectolobiformes; Stegostomatidae
Gene: mcee
Product: methylmalonyl CoA epimerase
Exons: 1
Coding region: 54-527 (157 amino acids)
Biological process (GO): L-methylmalonyl-CoA metabolic process
Cellular component (GO): mitochondrion
Molecular function (GO): methylmalonyl-CoA epimerase activity
Source: RefSeq, a predicted model, not a curated record
GACAUCAUCCCCGGUAAAAUAUCAAUAAAGUUUUCUUUGAGAGCGGCAGCAAGAUGGCAGCCUCCAUGUUGAGGGUUGCCAUGGCGAGCCGGGCCUUCAGCUCGGGUGUCGGGGACGCCCUGUGGAAGUUAGGCCGCCUCAACCACGUAGCGAUCGCGGUGCCGGAGGUAGAGAAGGCCCGCUGCUUCUACCGGGACGUGUUGGGGGCCCAGGUCAGCGAGCCGGUGCCCCUGGCCGAGCACGGGGUCGUCACCGUCUUCGUCGAGUUGGGCAACACCAAGCUGGAGCUGCUGGAGCCGUUGGGCCCUGACAGCCCGAUCCGCGGCUUCCUGCACAAACACCGAGACGGAGGCCUGCACCACAUCUGCAUCGAGGUGGACCAGCUGGCCGCCGCCAUCCAGCGGCUCCGGGAACUCCGGGUCCGCACCCUGAGCCCCGACGCUCGGAUCGGAGCCCACGGCAAACCCGUCAUCUUCCUCCAUCCCAAAGACUGCGGCGGCGUCCUGGUGGAGCUGGAGGAGGCCUGAGGAGAGACGACUGGGGACCGAUGGUGAAGUAAAAACCCCUCCCUCCCUCAGCCCGAUGGCCGGACAACCUGAAACUGAUCUCGACACCUGGGAGUGAAACUGACCCAAACCUGAGCUGGGGGCUUUGAUCUUGUCUGUCUGUAAAGACUACUUAGGAGCAGACACUCCCCCGGGAGCGGCUUGUUCUGAUAACCCAAGAGAAAGAGACUUCGCCUGCGUUUUGUUUCUAAUCCGCCUUAGACUGAAAACCGAAAUCAGUGACGGCCGAACCCCCCACCCCGUUCACUAAACCUUUAAAGGGUUAGAAGUUAAAGGUACUGAGUGGAAUAAGCUACAAGAAAAAGGGAUAGAGCUGGAUGAACACAGCACUGUGUUCAUCCAGCUCUACACCUUGUUAUCUCAGAUUCUCCAACGUCGGCAAUUCCUGCCAUCCCUGUAACAAGAGAAAGGGGUGUGAGAUAUUUACUCCAUGUCCCCUGCGCACUUCCUUGAUCUUGGUCUUUAUAUUUAAACUUCGGAUUCUAUUCCUUCCUUUCCUUUCAGCAUGAAUAAAGGGCAGGGAUGGGUGAUAUUCGUGGUCACCUUAAUUUGGUGUGUUCAGUUUUCCAUUCUUCAGCAUGGAGACAGCUCAGAUGUUGAAUCAGCAUUCUGAAGCAGUUUUAGGAUAUUCCUCUGUAGAUAGUUAUUUGUGAGGCUUAAUCAUGAUCUUGCUAAGCUGACAGAUCACAAAUUCAGGUGAAAACAGCCCUUUGGUGCAGUUUUGCUUAUUCAAGGUUUCAGCUCAGCUGUUAGUGAUUUUUGCCUCUGUGUCAAAAGCUUUCAUGUUCGAGCCUUGUACCAGGUCAUAAGCAUGUAAUUAAGGCUGGUGCUUCAGUACGAUAGUGGGGACUGCUGCCUUUCAGUUAAACCGUGGUGUUUGUCUACCCCAACACUUGGAUGUGAAAGCAUCUUAUACUGUUGAAAAGAAUUGGUACACUCUUCAAUGUACUGGCCAUUAAUUACUGAGCAACUGGCAACACUACACCAAACUAGAUGUUCAUUAUCUGGUUUUUGUUUAAGAGAUCCAUGUAAUAGUCAAUCCUACUAUAGACAGAUCUCUCUGCAGCUGUUAGAUGAAUGGAGAUUAAGUUGUGCUUCUCAUCCUCGUUUUUUUUCACUCUCAUUACCUGCCACAAACCCAGGAGGCAGACAGAGUUGUACAGCACAGAAAUAGACCCUUUGAUCCGACCAGUCCAUGCCGAUCAUAAUCCAAACGAACCUGUCUGCGCCUGGCCCAUAUCUGUCCAUUUCUAAUUCAUGUACUCAUCCAUAAGCCUUUUAAAUGUGGUAACUGUAUACACAUCUACCACUACCUCUGGAAAUUCAUUCCAUACAUGAGCCACUGUGCUUAAAAAAAAGAAACAAAUGACCCUCAUGUCCACUUUAAAUCUUUCUCCUCUCGCCUUAAAAAUAUGCCUCUCACCUUUAAAAAUGCACCUCGUCUUGAAAUCCUCCAGCCUACAGAAAAGUAACCUUCUAUUCAUCUUAUCUGUACGCCUGAUGAUUUUAUCAACCUCUAUAAGGUCACCCCUUCACCACCUGUGUAGCAGUGAAAAAUGUCCCUGCCUCUCCCUUUAACUCCCGAUUCCCAGCAACAUCCUGGUGAGUCUGUUUUGAACUCUUUGGAACUUAAUCAUAUCCUUCACACAUCAGGGCAACUAGAACUUGACACCACAUUCUGAAAGAUGCCUCUCCAACAUCCUGUACAACCUCAACAUGACAUCCCAACUACUAUGCUCAAAAGAUCUGAGCAGUGAAGGCAAGAUAUGUCCUUCAGGUUUCUCCCAGCUUGGUAAACAGUGGUGCUAUUAUACUGCUGUUGAUAGACUUUGCAAUUCCUCCAUCACCACCUGCCUUUCCUCAAAAGUUUGCACCCUUGUCUUGGUGUUUAUUUCAGAUUUAUAUAAGUAAUAAAAUUGAAAUUCGCA